Fusarium falciforme is the source of this 957-nucleotide messenger RNA. Its product is annotated as Zn(2)-C6 fungal-type domain-containing protein. Lineage: Eukaryota; Fungi; Ascomycota; Sordariomycetes; Hypocreales; Nectriaceae. The transcript has a single exon. The record is from RefSeq and is a predicted model, not a curated record. Bases 1 to 957 code for a protein of 318 amino acids.
AUGAGCGACUGCACUGCAGUUACUCCAAUAGGCUGCGAUAUCCCCCUCGACCGCUCAAAUGCAUUACCGACCCCGCCGAGCUCCUCAGCCAAACCCCCAAUAUUUACCAACCGACUCUUCACAUAUGCUCUGGGCAAGAAGAUCCACGAGAUUCUAUCGCUGUCGGCCCAUACUCGAGCAGUCAGUGACUACGGAGCCGUGACCCGGCUACACGCCGAGAUUGUUGACUUAUGGAGGAACCACCAUCCUGCCCUGAGAUGCAACAAUCCAGAUACAACAUGGGACAAACACUAUCCCAUAGUCAAGAGACAACGCGAAUUUGCCAAGGCCAUGGCAACCUCGGUGAUCCUCACACUACACAGGGAUCAUGCGGCGAUACAUCAGGAAAGCCGUUUUGAGGCAAUGGAAGCGGCACUGGGUUGUCUAGAGGCUCAAGAUGCUCUCAUGAAUCUCCUCCCCGCAAACCAGCGAUGUAUAUAUGGCCUUUCGUGUCAUUGUAUCGACGCCUGUAUCUUCAUCGCUUACGCUACCCGGCUUGAAGACACAGUGGAUCAAAACAUGCUGGAUCGAGUUCAAACAGGGAUUAAGCAGUCAAUCAUGAGGCUCAGGCAGCUGGAAAAUGAAAGCUCCUUCGCCAAGCACGGAAUUCAGGCCAUGGAGAAAGCUCUCGAGUUAGUUGGGCCACGAGUCCAGCUUGCAGUUGCUCUCGCCGACGACCAAGCCCGGAACUCUCCCCUCGACACAGCACUUUCUUCCAGCAGCGAGAGUAUCGAGCGGAGUCUAAACAUGGCUCUUAAUAACGGCCAGUUUUACCCAGGGAUUUUCGAGCAAGCAGGGGACGUGUCGUUGGCGAUGCCUGAUCUUGGUCUCUUCGGUUUUGAUGUAGCUGGGCACCUCUCAACGGAUGGAGGGGUUUUGGGCGAGACACGGUACUACCUGGAUCCGAGUCGGCAGUAA